Aspergillus steynii IBT 23096 is the source of this 957-nucleotide messenger RNA. RefSeq names its product F-box protein. Lineage: Eukaryota; Fungi; Ascomycota; Eurotiomycetes; Eurotiales; Aspergillaceae. The transcript is spliced from 4 exons. Gene Ontology annotation, molecular function: protein binding. Bases 1 to 957 code for a protein of 318 amino acids. The record is from RefSeq and is a predicted model, not a curated record.
AUGAGCACCACCACUCCUCCAGACCCCUCUUCCGCCCUGCAUCUCUACUCCCUCCCUAACGAGGUCUUCGUUCAAAUCCUCACCCCGUUCUCCAUGUGCGCCCUCCUCCGCCUGGCCACUAUCUCGCACCGCUUCCACGCCCUCGUCCUCCGCAUCCUGCACUACCGCCUCCUCACAUCCGCCUCGCUGCGCGAGUACAAGCUCAUUCUCGAGUGCUUCCAUCCCAGCUCCAAGCUCAUCGAGCCGCACGUCUUCUGUCAGUACCUCGGCACCGACGGGCUCAGCGACCGGCACGAGGGCGCGGGCUCGUUGUAUGAGAAUGUCGAUCCCGCGCAGCGUCUGGGGCGGCUGACAGCGCUGUAUUCGAGAUUUCGGCCCGAGAGGGCCGUCGAUGAGAGGAUUAGUGGGAUGGGAUUGGUUAUUUCGGAUUCCGAUGCUCAAUCAGCACAAGACAGGUUGACCGUCACGCGAAAUGUCAAUCUGGAAACGUUCGAGGAGUUCUCGCAGCUCUGCGUCGUCGUGAACAUCGUCAAGGUCAUGCCGGGGACGCACCUUCUGCUGAGCGCGAAUGACGUCGUGGACGGGGUUGCCCGGCUGUUUCGGGAGUGGUUGAAGGAACAGGAACUAAAUCAUUGCGCUGCUCAUGACGAGGAAGAAGACGAUGAGCUCGACUCUAAUGCAGCUGACGCUGACGCUAAAAACAAGGCUCGGUCUUCUCCCAUGCUCUGGGUCGAUCAGGGCCAGAAUGUCGGUCUGAAGGUCAGAGUGCGCAAGAAGAGACAUCUGACUGCUGGCUUUCCGUUGCUGAUUCAUCGGGACGAGGAGGUGUUGACGAGCUACGAGGUGGACAUUGAAGAAUUGCAUGUACGGACGACGCGGUUACUACUGACUAUGGAGAAGUCGCAGAAAGAGCAGCAGAAUUACAGCCAGGCGGUGAUCUUUACUAGAGGGAUAUGA